Molecule: messenger RNA, 917 nt
Organism: Cornus florida
Lineage: Eukaryota; Viridiplantae; Streptophyta; Magnoliopsida; Cornales; Cornaceae
Product: universal stress protein A-like protein
Exons: 4
Coding region: 55-657 (200 amino acids)
Source: RefSeq, a predicted model, not a curated record
GAUUAGCAAGUACGUACUACUAUUUGUGAUAUAUAGUGAGAGAAAAUAGUACAGAUGCAAAGUACAAAAUUAGCUGAUCAAGUAGGGAUGAGUAGUACUGAAGUUUCAGAGGAGACGCAGCAGCAGCCGUUGAUAGCAGGUCAGGAGAUCAGAAAGAUGAAGGUGAUGGUGGCAGUGGACGAGAGCGAUGAGAGUUUCUACGCUCUCAAGUGGGCCCUCGAUAACCUCUUCAGGUCUGCUGCUGCUGCAGCACCUGAUCAGCCGCCGGCCAACCAGGAUGAUCAGAUCACCGUUGUUCACGUCCAGCAACCCUUCCAGCCCUACAUCUACCCUGCUGGACCUGUUGUAUAUGCAACACCUACAGUGGUGGAAUCUGUAAGGAAGGCCCAAGAGGAAACUGCUGCUAUCAUACUCACUCGUGCAUUACAAAUGUGCAAAGAAAGGAUGAUCAAAACAGAAACUUUAAUUCUCGAAGGAGACCCGAAGGACAUGAUUUGUCAAGCUACAGAGCAAAUGCACGUUGAUCUCUUAGUUAUGGGCAGCCGCGGUCUUAGCAAGAUUAAAAGGGCCUUUUUGGGGAGUGUAAGUGACUAUUGUGCACAUCAUGCAAAAUGUCCCAUCCUCAUUGUAAAGCCACCCAAGGAGUCCCAUAAGUAAUUGUGGGGGUAUUUUGGCCUUCAAAAUGUACGUUGUGAAAUGUAAUAAUGUAUGUGAAGCAUAAUUGCUAUGAUGUAAUGUAAAAGAAGCUACUCUAGUAGUUUUUGGUUGCAACUAAAAAUGGAACUUUGCUUAAUCCAAAUAAGGGAUCCUUAUGUCGGGGUCCCAUGUGCUUUCUCUAACGUUGUUUUGCAUGAGAAUGACCUUUUACUGGAUUAUAUGCUGACGUUGAAAUUAUAUGUAUUAGUUGGCCUUUAAAU